CAAGGGAUGAAGAAGAAUUCGACCCAAACCUCUCCUCGCAAAGCGUUGCUGUGUGUGUGCUCCUGCUGCAUGAGAUCUUAUGUCUUAGUUAAGUGAAGUCAGUCAGUUCAACCACACUUUUGUACGCGGAACGAAACCAAUUUUCCUCUCCGCUUAUACGUUCCAUCGUCGUCAGGAGGGAUAUCGUGCCCCACUAGGAGAACAAGAAAAGCAUGUCAUAAAGUAAGCCAACGCCAACAGUGACGGAGACUUGGACCAACUGUUCUUGACUUUUGACUUUUCCUCCUCUGGCAAUACAGCAGCAGUAGCAAUUGGCCCGUUCCUCGUUGUUCGUGUCAUUUCGAAUCCCUGCAGUUUAUUCCUUGAUUCUACUGUGGGUGGCGGGUGUAAAAAGAUCACGAAGUUGCGUAACUGUAAGACAACCUCCAUAAACACGAGAAACACAAUCUUCAGCACUAACUCAACAACGCCUAGAGAGAAACGUCCGAGAAUAUUGUUAACAAAUUCUUGGACAUAAAUUUUCAGUGAAAACAAUAACUGCAAAGUAAACACGUGAUUCGGGAAGCGUUCUAAUGUCAACUUCCCAAGUACAUUUUACUCAUUAGGAAUGUGAACGAAAAACGUCACCAACUAUUCCAAUUAGAUAAUUAUACUGUCCACAAAGCAACCAAACCACAAUUGUUCAAGUCAUCUCCUCACUCAUCCUUUCAAACAGUGAGUAAUUCGUUCAAAUGAAGAAACACUAGAUGAGAAAACAGAAAGAAAUGAAUUAGUGACUUUCACCAUACAAAAGCUGCCGAGAAUAUACAAGAGGACACUUGUACAGUCAGUUUCCAACAAAGCAACCGACUUCACAGUCUGUCAGUCGUUCGUACCUAAUUAAAGUUUUGGAACCUUUGAUGAGUCUUAAUUUGUAGCCGUUAUUUGGCUUCCCUAGCUCCGGUUUGAUUGAACAUUUAUCUUUGUGACCAUGCGAAUGAAAAGUGGUGGCUGUGGCCGUGGUAGAAGUGGUGGUGAGAGUAGUGGUGAAGAGCAAAAUCGUGGAAGAACAAUGAAACGUCUCUCCUUGCCCCUUGGACUGGUCCUCAUUUUCUCCCAACUUUCUCUCCACUUUCACCAGACAGAUGCACUCCCUGAGACCAUACGAAUCGGUGGGCUUUUUGAUGUAUCCGACCGCUUUGAGGAGACAGCUUUUCGACACGCGUUGGAGAGAGUAAACGAGGAUCAGAAUGUAUUGCCCCGCUCCAGACUAAGUGCCCAUUGGGAGCGAGUACCUUCAAACGAUUCUUUUCAUGCGAGCAAAAAACUUUGUCGAGUACUGAAUGACGGGGUGGCCGCAAUUAUUGGACCCCAGAGUCAAGCAUCAGUAAGUCAUGUCCAAUCCGUCUGUGAUGUCGUGGGAGUGCCACAUGCUGAAACGGUGGCAAAUUACCGGUCAAUAAGGGGAAAUUAUGGCAUCAAUUUAUACCCACAUCCAGCUGUGCUUACAAGGGCUUAUGCCGACGUAAUCACGGCGUGGGGCUGGGAAAAAUACAUAAUUAUUUAUGACGACGAUGAGAGUUUGAUUAGACUUCAAGAUAUUUUAAAAGACUCUGAACCGAGUAGAAGACAAGUUUUCGUGAAACAACUUCCUCCAGAUGGUGAUUACAGACCAUUGUUCAAAAGUCUCACGAAACAGUCUGAUAUAUCAAACCUGAUAUUGGAUUGUGAUACUGCAAAGCUUCCCAAAAUAUUUGAAGAUGCAGAAAGCACAGGGAUGCUGAAAGACAAAAAGUAUUUUUUAACUUCAUUGGAUAUCCAUGCCCUGGACCCAGAGAGGUUUGCAAACAUGGACAUCAACAUCACAUCUCUGCGACUUGUGGACCCCACAAAGCCAAAAGCUCAAUCAAUUAUCACCCAAUGGCAGAACAUUGUUAUUUAUGGAUUUCCAAACCGUACUUACUCGUCUCAUUACUUUGUCGACGAGUACUCCUCGUUUCGAAGCAGAGGACCAAAAACAGCAGCCUCGUCGAAUGAUCGCAUAGAACCGCUGCCAAACGAUGCUAUUUUGACGAAAGCGGCCUUAAUGUAUGAUGCCGUGGAGUUGAUUGCGAGAGGGCUUCAUGCUCUGGACACCAGCCAGUUUCAGCAGCAGAGGAUCGACUUGAAAUCACUUAAUUGUAAAAAAGAGACCACGUGGGGACCCACGGUGCUGGAGGCCAUUCGAAAAACAAUGUUCGAGGGGGUUACAGGGAUUGUGGAGAUUGACCCCACUACCGGAUUUAGAAAUCAAGUACAAUUCGACGUGAUGGAACUUACGCAUAAGACUGGUUUGGCGAAAAUCGGAAUGUGGGACUCUCGCCGACAAGGUGACAGACUCACUUGGACACGAACAGCUGAAGAAACGCUGAGAAAGCAAGAGGAGGAUUUAAAGGACAAAACUUUUAUCGUGGUGACGAGACUGGGCGAUCCAUAUGCAAUGUAUGACGCAAAAACGGGAAACUAUUCGGGAUUCGUAGUCGACUUGGUGAGCGAGUUGGCUAAGGAGAUGCACUUUAAAUUUAUAGUGAAGGAAGUCAGUGAUGGAGGUUAUGGUGGUUUGGAUCGCAAAACGGGACUGUGGAAUGGAAUGAUUGGCGACAUUCUUUCUGGGAGAGGGGACCUCGCAGUUGCUGAUUUGACCAUAAACCACGAUCGUGAAGCUGCCGUCGAUUUCACAAUGCCUUUUAUGAAUCUUGGGAUCAGUAUUUUGUACAAAAAGCCGAAAAAGGAACCUCCAGAACUCUUCUCGUUUCUUCAGCCAUUUUCUCCCGAUAUCUGGAUUUACAUGGCUACAGCAUUUCUCGGAGUAUCGCUCAUUCUCUUUGUUUUAGCCAGGUUUUCGCCGAUGGAGUGGUCUGAACCACCCCCUUGCAGUCCAGAAUAUGGAGAAAUUCUCGAAAAUCAGUUCAAUUUGGUUAACUCGCUCUGGUUCUCACUCGGCUCCUUGAUGCAACAAGGUUGCGACUUUUUGCCAAAGGCGAUGUCAACGAGAUCCGUUGCAGGAAUGUGGUGGUUCUUUACGUUGAUCAUGAUCUCAUCCUACACUGCCAACUUGGCCGCCUUCUUGACAAUGGAAGGUUUUGAGGAAGGAAUCACGGAUGUUGCGAGUUUACCAACGCAGAGUAAAGUAAAAUAUGGAUGCCUUGAAACGGGAACGACGGCGAAAUUUUUUCGGGAGUCAUCAUUUCCGCUAUACAAGGAAAUUUGGAACAGCAUGGCCAACAUGAAACCUUCACCUUUUGAGAAUAAAAAUUCUGACGGGAUCAAACGUGUCAAUCAGUCGGCAGGAACUUAUGCAUUUUUCAUGGAAUCCGUUAGUAUUGAGUAUCACACUCAGCGAGAGUGUUCAUUGACUCAACUUGGUGGGUUGCUUGAUUCAAAGGGAUAUGGCAUCGCUCUAAAGAAAAACUCGAAAUAUCGAGAAGCCUUCAACAGCAAGGUUUUGGAGUUUGCGGAGAAAGGUUUACUUCAACAGUUGAAGCAUCGUUGGUGGGUGGAAUAUGGGGGUGGACAAUGUCCGUCCGUCACGGUGUCAAGUAGCGGUGCAAAGCCGUUGACCAUGGCGAAUGUGGGUGGUGUCUUUGUCGUCCUGCUGGGUGGUUGUGUAUGUGCAACGUUAAUGGCAGUGAUAGAAUUUCUCUGGAAAUCUAGAAAGCUCGGGAGAAAUGAGGAUGAAAAUAAGUUUGACGAGAUGGUGAAAGAACUCCGAUUCGCAUUACAGUGCCAAGGGGACAAAAAACCUGUAAAAAAGAGCAAACCACCCACGCAAAAUCCCAGUCUGGCCGGAAGCACCCCAUAUUUGCCGUUCGCGAAAAAAGAUCCGUCCGAAUAGUUCUUAUUAUUAUUAAACCGACAAAAAAUUAUCGUUUAAACGUCAAACUGUAUUUUUACCCUUAUUUCUUUUGUCACAAAUGCCUUAUUACAAUAUUUAUAACUAAUUAGUGGAACUUUAGCAAAAGAGGUAAAGUUAUUAUAUCGAGUGCCUUAAUAACUAAUUGAUAAAUAGUCGUAAUAAAUAAAUAAAUACUAUUCUCACAAUGUGUAUUAUCUUGUAAUUAAACAACGGUUGGGUGACAAAUAAAUUUAUAAUAGGUUAAUAAAGUAUGAGAAGCAAUAAAAUGUAAACACAACCGUCACACGGACAAGGAAUGCAAAAGAACAUGUAAUUUUAUACGUAAGAAAGUUGAGACACUUUUGUAAAGCAGGUGAUUGAGAUGGCUGGAUGUAAAGUUGCAUCCAAUAAAUAAACCGAAAGACACAUGAGA
Folsomia candida is the source of this 4286-nucleotide messenger RNA. Its product is annotated as glutamate receptor ionotropic, kainate 2. Bases 971 to 3853 code for a protein of 960 amino acids. Gene Ontology annotation, biological process: modulation of chemical synaptic transmission; monoatomic ion transport; synaptic transmission, glutamatergic. The record is from RefSeq and is a predicted model, not a curated record. Gene Ontology annotation, cellular component: plasma membrane; postsynaptic membrane. NCBI's taxonomy places the organism in Eukaryota, Metazoa, Arthropoda, Collembola, Entomobryomorpha, Isotomidae. Gene Ontology annotation, molecular function: transmitter-gated monoatomic ion channel activity involved in regulation of postsynaptic membrane potential; glutamate-gated receptor activity. The transcript has 30 exons.